Sarcophilus harrisii (Tasmanian devil) is the source of this 927-nucleotide messenger RNA. Its product is annotated as olfactory receptor 2D2-like. Gene Ontology annotation, cellular component: membrane. The record is from RefSeq and is a predicted model, not a curated record. The coding region runs from base 1 to 927 and encodes 308 amino acids. The transcript has a single exon. Gene Ontology annotation, molecular function: G protein-coupled receptor activity; olfactory receptor activity. Gene Ontology annotation, biological process: G protein-coupled receptor signaling pathway. NCBI's taxonomy places the organism in Eukaryota, Metazoa, Chordata, Mammalia, Dasyuromorphia, Dasyuridae.
AUGAACCAGAACAACUAUACCUGGGUGACCGAAUUUCUUCUUCUGGGUCUUUCUGAUGACCCUCAGGCAAGGCUGAUACUCAUUAUAUUGUUCUUGGGAGUCUAUUUAGGUACUGUGCUUGGGAGCUUACUCCUUAUCUACUUGGUCAUAACUGAAUCCCAGCUCCAUACACCCAUGUACUUUUUUCUUUGUAAUUUGUCUCUGGCUGACCUUUGGGCCUCUUCCAGCAUUGUUCCCCAAGCCCUAGUCCAUAUGCUAACUAGAAAGAAGGUCAUUUCUUUCAUGGGAUGUGCAGCUCAGAUUUUUCUUUCCAUCAUUUCUGGAGCUACACAGUGUUCAGUGUUAGCUGUGAUGUCUUAUGAUAGAUACUUAGCAAUCUGUGACCCCAUGCAUUACUCUCUUAUCAUGACAGGGAGAAUAUGCGGCCAUUUGGCAUUGGCGUGCUGGUUUUCUGGCAUUGUAAUAUCUUCAGUUGACACUAUAUUCACGGUCUGCCUCCCUUACCAAGGAGACAAUAGGAUUGAUCAUUUUUUUUGUGAUGCCCCAGCACUCUUGACCCUGGCAUCUGGAGAUACACAUAAAGCAGAGAUAGCCAUUUUCUCCAUGGGUGUAGUGAUUCUUCUUGCACCUGUGUCUCUGAUUCUGGUGUCCUAUGGUUCUAUCAUAGUGACUAUUAUCAGGAUGAAGACAUCCUCUGGAAGACUGAAAGCAUUCUCCACUUGUGGAUCCCAUCUCCUUGUGGUCAUUCUUUUUUAUGGGACACUAAUAAUUUCCUACAUGACACCCACAUCCUCCAGGGAGCAGAUCAAAGGAGUUGCUGUGUUCUAUGGUGUCAUAAACCCAAUGCUUAAUCCUAUUAUCUACAGCCUGAGGAAUAAGGAUGUGACAAGGGCAUUGAGAAAUACAAUCAAUAGGAUAAAAUCUUGA